AUGGCUGUCGUUCCUCCCAUCAAGGGCAUGAUGCGCACGCGCUUCUACAAGACUCUUACGUUCUCUUUCGCCUUCGGCUCCUCUCUUGCCUGGGGCUUCUGGUACUUUUACCACGUGCCUCGCGUCCAGAUCCGUGACGCAUACUACGCCAAGAUCAACGCGAACAAGGAGUAA
Malassezia restricta is the source of this 174-nucleotide messenger RNA. RefSeq names its product cytochrome c oxidase subunit 7. The transcript has 2 exons. The record is from RefSeq and is a predicted model, not a curated record. NCBI's taxonomy places the organism in Eukaryota, Fungi, Basidiomycota, Malasseziomycetes, Malasseziales, Malasseziaceae. Gene Ontology annotation, biological process: mitochondrial electron transport, cytochrome c to oxygen. The coding region runs from base 1 to 174 and encodes 57 amino acids.